Molecule: messenger RNA, 762 nt
Organism: Rhizoctonia solani
Lineage: Eukaryota; Fungi; Basidiomycota; Agaricomycetes; Cantharellales; Ceratobasidiaceae
Product: NUDIX family hydrolase
Exons: 5
Coding region: 1-762 (253 amino acids)
Biological process (GO): DNA protection
Molecular function (GO): 8-oxo-7,8-dihydroguanosine triphosphate pyrophosphatase activity
Source: RefSeq, a predicted model, not a curated record
AUGCAUAUCCCCGGUAUACCCCCGCUUCCUUCUUUGGAUAUUACAUCCGAGGGCUCUCAGCAGGGCUACGAAGCAUGGCGUCAGGUUACUGCACUCAAGCGCUUUACGAACGCGUUUGUGCUUGACCCUACGGAAAAUAAGGUCUCCGCCCCCCAGUUUAUUCGAGCCACGCGCGGAAGCUUAUUUAUUCUUCUGGGGCUCAAGAAACGCGGGUUUGGCAUAGGAAUCUAUAAUGGGUUUGGUGGAAAGGUCGAUGUUGGGGAAACAGUAGCUGAUGCUGCCUUGCGGGAACUGCAGGAAGAGUCCCACUUAUCCGCCUCGCUCGAACCAUGCGGCCUCUUAUUCUUUGUAGGCGCCGGCCACGCACACGCACACCACAUAACAGUAUUCAGAGCUCACACAUGGCAAGGCCAACCCACAGAAACAGAUGAAAUGCGUCCUGAAUGGUUCGCCUAUCCCUCUCUCGAGAUUCCUUCCACUUCAAUCUCCUCGGGCAAUAAUACGUACCCGCCGUUUCCUUACUCGGCAAUGUGGAAGGACGAUCCGCUCUGGAUACCACACCUCCUCACGGACAAAUACUUUGUCGCUCGAGUCGACUAUGGUCCAGUCCCGGUCCCCAGUCCAGGCCAAACGGUCGAACCGGUUUCGGACGGGACUGGGUACAUCGUGGAUGGGACGACUGUCGAUGCGGGAAUGCAAAAAUGGAUAGUCGGGACGAUGAGCAAGGAGGAAUGGGAGGCUUCUCGAGUAUGGGAAGUGUAG